Carcharodon carcharias (great white shark) is the source of this 1064-nucleotide messenger RNA. RefSeq names its product phosphoglycerate mutase 2-like. The transcript has 3 exons. Lineage: Eukaryota; Metazoa; Chordata; Chondrichthyes; Lamniformes; Lamnidae. Gene Ontology annotation, molecular function: intramolecular phosphotransferase activity. The record is from RefSeq and is a predicted model, not a curated record. Gene Ontology annotation, biological process: glycolytic process. The coding region runs from base 137 to 901 and encodes 254 amino acids.
CUCCCUCUCCCGCUAUUUAAGCCUGUCCCGCUCGCGACUUCUGUCUGAUGCGGGGUAGCCGGGCCUAGUCGAGUUUCCAUAGUAACCGCCUCCUCGGCCUGGAGUGAGUGAGUGAGUGAGCGCAGCGCAGCGCAGCAUGGCCUGUUACAAGCUGGUGAUCGUGCGGCACGGCGAGAGCUCCUGGAACCAGGAGAACCGCUUCUGCGGCUGGUUCGACGCCGACCUGAGCGAGAAGGGGGAGGGGGAGGCCAAGCGGGGGGCCCACGCUCUCCGGGAGGCCGGCUACCUCUUCGACGUCUGCUACACCUCGGUGCUGAAGAGGGCCAUCCGCACCCUCUGGAUCAUCCUGGAGGGCAUCGACCAGAUGUGGCUGCCCGUCACCCGCACCUGGCGCCUCAACGAGCGCCACUACGGCGGCCUGACCGGCCUCAACAAGGCGGAGACAGCGGCCAAGCACGGGGAGGAGCAGGUUAAAAUCUGGCGCAGAUCCUUCGAUAUUCCGCCGCCGCCCAUGGAUGAAAAGCACCCUUAUUACUGCUCCAUCAGCAAGGCACGGCGCUACGAGGCCUUAACAUCUACUGAGCUGCCAACCUGCGAGAGCCUGAAGGACACCAUUGCGCGAGCCUUGCCUUUCUGGAAUGACGUGAUUGUGCCACAGAUUAAGGCUGGCAAGCGUGUGCUGAUUGCGGCCCAUGGCAACAGUUUGAGGGGCAUCGUCAAGCACCUUGAGGGCAUGUCUGAUGCUGCGAUCAUGGACCUCAACCUGCCGACUGGUAUUCCCAUCGUUUACGAGUUGGACGCACACCUGAAGCCCACUGGCCCCAUGAAGUUCCUGGGAGAUGAGGCGACUGUAAAAGCAGCCAUGGAGGCUGUAGCAGCACAAGGCAAAGUCAAGAAGUGAAGCAGAGACAAUGUACCGCAAGCCUUUGGGUGAAGUUAGUGCCUGUAAACUACCAUACAUCAAGUCUACAAACACUGCUGUUCAACCAUUUUUUAAAAUGUUUCUGUAUGCAGUUAUUUAUCAUGAAGAAAUUUUAAAUUAAACAUGAUUGGAUCUGCUUUUA